This is a messenger RNA of Poecile atricapillus (Black-capped chickadee), 707 nucleotides long. RefSeq names its product histone H2B 1/2/3/4/6. The coding region runs from base 151 to 531 and encodes 126 amino acids. Gene Ontology annotation, molecular function: protein heterodimerization activity; structural constituent of chromatin; DNA binding. Lineage: Eukaryota; Metazoa; Chordata; Aves; Passeriformes; Paridae. Gene Ontology annotation, cellular component: nucleosome. The transcript has 2 exons. The record is from RefSeq and is a predicted model, not a curated record.
UCUGGACUGACCAAUGAGAAUGCGCGCGGUCAAUGCUGCUCAUUUGCAUAGAGCAGCUAUAAAUACGUGGCGCACAGCCGUGCUCCUCACUUCGCCUCUGUGUUUAUCUCCGAGCACUUCCGUGGUUUCGGGAGUCAAACCAUUGCUGCCAUGCCUGAGCCGGCCAAGUCCGCCCCCGCGCCCAAGAAGGGCUCUAAGAAGGCGGUGACCAAGACGCAGAAAAAAGGCGACAAGAAGCGCAAGAAGAGCCGCAAGGAGAGCUACUCCAUCUACGUGUACAAGGUGCUGAAGCAGGUGCACCCCGACACGGGCAUCUCGUCCAAGGCCAUGGGCAUCAUGAACUCCUUCGUCAACGACAUCUUCGAGCGCAUCGCCGGCGAGGCGUCGCGCCUGGCGCACUACAACAAGCGCUCCACCAUCACGUCGCGGGAGAUCCAGACGGCCGUGCGGCUGCUGCUGCCCGGCGAGCUGGCCAAGCACGCCGUGUCCGAGGGCACCAAGGCUGUCACCAAGUACACCAGCUCCAAGUAAACGCCUGCUCAAAAUACCCUUUAACCCAAAGGCUCUUUUAAGAGCCAGCCACUUUUUCAAUAAAAGAGCUGUGCCGUCAAAUUCCCAAAACUGGGCAGGGUCGAGCGGCAUCACAGACACUUCACAAGGAGGUAAAGUCCAAGAAGCAGCAAGCUUAGAUCUACUACAAGAUUUCC